Messenger RNA from Paecilomyces variotii, 1317 nucleotides. Its product is annotated as XAP5, circadian clock regulator-domain-containing protein. The coding region runs from base 1 to 1125 and encodes 374 amino acids. Gene Ontology annotation, biological process: chromatin organization. Lineage: Eukaryota; Fungi; Ascomycota; Eurotiomycetes; Eurotiales; Thermoascaceae. Gene Ontology annotation, cellular component: nucleus. The transcript is spliced from 3 exons. The record is from RefSeq and is a predicted model, not a curated record.
AUGCCUCCUCCCUCAGAGCCACAGAGUCGGACCUCGACCCCCAGGUCCUUCACAAACCAGACUGCGUCUACGGAGGACCUUCUGAAGUCCCAAACCGUUGGUCUGGUUGACCUCUCUGAGUUCCGCAAACGCCGUGCCGAAGUAUUGGAGCAGAAAGAACGAGAAGCACAUGACAAAUCUCUCGGGCGAUUUACAUCUGGUAACUCACGAAGUAUUACCCCCUCUACGGGUGAUGUGACUGACGGAGCUUCAACAUCGCGAAGCGAAGGGCCUCCAAAGAAGAAGAAAAAGAAGGCUCUUGCAAAGAGCAAACUUUCCUUCGGUGAUGAUGACGAAGAAACGGAGCAACAGACUGGGGAUGAUUCCGCUGCUACUCCGCGCGAGACAGAUCGAUCCCGGUCCGCAUCCCAAACGCCAGCUGAGGACAAACCGCUGUCUCGACGAAUUGCGCCGAAUCCAAAUGCUCCCCCACCUCCCAAGGCCUUGACGAAGGCUGCUGCUGAAGCAGAGGCCCAGGCCCGUGAAGCACUCCGCAAAGAAUUCUUAGCGAUGCAAGAGGAAAUAAAGAACACGGAGAUAUUGAUACCGUUCAUAUUCUAUGAUGGAACGAAUAUCCCGGCAGGUACUGUCAAGGUGAAAAAGGGAGACCCUGUAUGGCUCUUCCUUGAUCGAUGCCGGAAGGUCGGCGCGGAACUGGGUGUAGGGGGAACGGUUAGCUCACUCAAGAGCCGCAAAGAUAACCGAAGAGAAUGGGCCAGAGUCGGUGUAGAUGACCUCAUGCUGGUCAAGGGAGAAGUCAUAGUACCGCAUCAUUACGAGUUUUACUAUUUUAUCGCUAAUAAGGUACCCAGUUUUUCCAAAACGGGUGGUCUGCUGUUUGAUUAUUCGAAUAAACCUCCGCCGAAGAAAGAUGACGAUAACCCUCUUUCACGCCCAGGCGAUGAACAACUGGAAGGAGGGGACCACGAUCCGACGUUGACUAAAGUAGUUGACAGAAGAUGGUACGAGAAGAACAAGCAUAUCUUCCCAGCAAGUUUGUGGCAGGAGUAUGAACCAGGGCAUGAAUUCGAGGAAAAAAUGAGCACGAACAAGCGUGAUGCUCAAGGAAAUGUGUUUUUCUUCUAGUCUAUCACAAGCUUUCGGCGUUCAGGUUCAUCAUGGGUUGGGGCUUUUUUGAAUGAAAGAUCUUGCAUCAUAGAAAUUUCCCAUCGUGGAUCAACAAAAUUUAAUGAUAUUUUCAGCACUAAUCUGCAAGCAACAUUGAUGCAAGCAACAUUGAUACGAUCAUGAUAUCUGAUUCUAGGCAGUCGCAGGGCC